AUGUUGUCCAAGGUUAUUGUCGGUUCUUGCGUCCUGCUGUACGUCAGUUUUACUGUCCAAUCGUAUCCUCAAGGUUACGGCGGCGGUGGCGGACACGACGACGACGACCACGUGGACUACUAUGCUCAUCCAAAGUACUCUUACAAGUACGGCGUACAAGACCCGCAUACCGGCGACUACAAGACCGCGCACGAGUACAGAGAUGGCGACGUAGUGAAGGGGUCGUACAGCGUGCAUGAUCCCGACGGUACACUGAGGACCGUCGAGUACGUGGCCGACAAGGAAAACGGUUUUAACGCGAUCGUCCACAAGAGCGGUCACGCCAACCAUCCAGACCACUACGAACACUAUUAA
Molecule: messenger RNA, 354 nt
Organism: Macrosiphum euphorbiae (potato aphid)
Lineage: Eukaryota; Metazoa; Arthropoda; Insecta; Hemiptera; Aphididae
Source: the annotation of a GenBank genome assembly